AUGGCUCCACGUAGCUGGGCUCUGCUCAGCGGCCACAACCCUGGCAACCGUCUCGACCGGCGGGCUAAACCAGGUGAGGGGGUCCUGUGCGCUGUGACGUGUGCACAGGGUUUGCGGAUUCCGCUGGAUGGAAGGUCGGAUGGAACCUUGCGUCGGCACCGUCGUGACGUGGUUCGUCUCUGCACGCCGCUGGACAGCCGGUGACGGGAUGGAUCUCCUCAUCGACAUCGCCUGGACGCGCCUACCUACGCCGUCGCAGACCGCGGCUUACGGCGAAUUCGAGUCGCUCUCCACUACAACCCGAAGUCGUGGUCCCAUAGUGGAGUUCGGCCGUGCCACAACGGCCCAUGGCAGCCCUAUCCAGGGAUGGCACUGCCAGCUCCCACGAGGGCAAGGGCCUAGAAAAGGUGGCCUAAACACUGCUGGGCACCACGCCGUCUUCAGGCUAGCCAGGGCCGCAGACGUCUCAUCAUGGUCGAAACAAUCAAAAUCGAAAAAACAACAAUAACAAUAACAACAACAACAAUACUCGCUCACCUCCUCAUUCUACCUCUUCUUUCCCUUCCUCUGCCUAUUCUUCUGCCUACUCUUCUCCUUCGCCAUCUUCUUCUCCACCUCCUUCCCGUCGCCCCACUCGCUGUCCCCAGACUGGCAGGGUGAGCCCGCUCACUCUGGCAGCCUGGAAUGAUCGUUCCCUUUUAGACAAUCCGAGGAACAACCGACCGGAACGGAGGACGGCGCCAGUGGCACGGAAACUGACGCGCUACAAGGUGGACAUCGCCGCACUCGGCGAGACCCGAUUCUCCGAACAAGGCCAACUGGAGGAGGUGAAUGCCGGCUACACCUUCUUCUGGAGCGGUCGACCCAGGGCAGAGCAACGGGACGCGGGUGUCGCCUUCGCCAUUCGGAACGACAUCGUGGGACGACUGCCCUGUUUGCCGCAGGGCAUCAACGAUCGCCUGAUGAGCCUCCGUCUGCCUCUCUGGGGAGGCAAAUUCGCCACCAUCAUCAGCGCCUACGCUCCGACGAUGACCAACCCCGACGCCGUCAGAGACAAAUUCUACGAGGACCUGCACGCCCUCUUGGCGACUGUGUCGAAGGCGGACAAGUUGAUUGUCCUUGGUGACUUCAACGCCCGCGUCGGCACAGACCAUACUGCCUGGAGAGGAGUGCUGGGUCCCCACGGUCUCUGCGGCUCAAACGACAAUGGUCUGCUGCUUCUCCGCAUCUGCGCAGAACACCGCCUCAUCCUGACGAACACGUUCUUCUGUCUGCCGGAGCGAGAGAAGGCCACCUGGAGGCAUCCUCGGUCGCGCCAUUGGCACCUGCUGGACUACGUCCUCGUCCGGAGGCGAGAUCAGCGGGACGUGCUGGUGACAAAGGCGAUUACGGGCGCUGAAGGGUGGACCGACCAUCGCCUCGUCAUAUCGACGAUGCGUAUUCGCCUACAGCCUCGCAGGAGACCACAAGGUAAGCGACCCCCAGGUAAGCUGAAUGUUGCCUUGUCGUCUUUGCCUGCUCACCAUCUUCAUUUAAGCAAUGAGCUUGCUCAACGGCUAGACAACCUUCCUAUCGCUGCCACCGACGACGCCGCCGCUGCCGAGAACGCCUCCGUGGAGAACCGCUGGUGUCAACUGCGAGACACGGUCCAGUCGACGGCGUUCGCCGUCCUCGGUCGCGCUCCCCGUCAAAAGCAGGACCGGUUCGACAACAACGACGCCGCCAUCAGAAAUCUGCUUGCUGAGAAGAACCGCCUACACAAAGCCUACGUAGAUCACCCCACUGAUGCCACCAAAGCUGCCGUCUACCGCAGUCGCCGCCAACUGCAGCAACGACUCUGCGAGAUGCAGGACGCCUGGACUGCUCGCAAAGCUUAG
This is a messenger RNA of Spirometra erinaceieuropaei, 1877 nucleotides long. NCBI's taxonomy places the organism in Eukaryota, Metazoa, Platyhelminthes, Cestoda, Diphyllobothriidea, Diphyllobothriidae. The record is from the annotation of a GenBank genome assembly.